AUGGGGGAUCAACAACAACAACAACAACAACGACAAGAAGAAGAAGAAGAAGGAGAAGCACCAUUGGAAUCCACGCCCCCAUCCCCCGCGACACCCAGGGAGACAAGACCUCCGUCCGCAUACAUCCCCGAAGUCGUGCCGCACCAAGAAAGCUCCAGCUCGUCGUCGGAGCCACACGUGCACACCAUCUUCGAGGCCUCGACGGGCACCUGGCAGUGGAUCGUGGCCGACCCCUCCACCAAGACGGCCAUCAUCAUCGACCCCGUCCUCGACGCCGCGCCCCCGCCACACACGGGCAUCCGCACCACCGCCGCCGACGGCCUCCUGCGCGUCGUCCGCGAGCACGCCUACCGCGUCACCCGCAUCCUGGAAACCCACGUCCACCGCCCGCACUGCCGCACCGCCGCCUGGUACCUGCGCACGCAGCUCGGCAACGCGCCGCGCAUCUGCACGGGCAAGUCCAUCGCCGGCGUCAAGCGCAUGUUCGCGCGGCAGUAUCAGAUCCACGACGCCGGGUGGAGCCGGCACUUCGAUGGGGAGUUCCACGACGGGCAGCGCUUCGGCGUCGGCAAUCUGCAUUGUCUCGUCGUGCAGCCGACGGGGGAGUCGUUUGCCUUUGUCGUGGGGCAUCAUGUCUUUCUCGGCGAGGUUCCAUCGGAGCAGGUGAUGGAGCGGUUGGCGGGGUUUGCGAGGGGGUAUUCGUGGCAUCCUGCCGGUGGGGAGGAGAGGAGGGAGGAGAGGCCGGCGGCGAGUAGUAGUACGCCGGCUUCCCCGGUGGGCUGGGCGACGCCGAGGGGCAGUCUGUCGGCGAUGUAUUCGCCACUGGUAGGCAGUCCGAGGAAGGAGAGGAAGCGGGAGAGGGAGAAGGAGAGAGAAAAGGAGAAGGAGAAGGAGAAGGAGAGGGAGAGGGAGAGAGAGAGGGAAAAGGAGAGGGAGAGAGAGGGGGAAAAAGAGAGGGAGCAGCGAAAUCUGAAUCGACCAGCCAGUCACAUCUACGAAAUGGCAGGAUGA
Molecule: messenger RNA, 1011 nt
Organism: Lecanosticta acicola
Lineage: Eukaryota; Fungi; Ascomycota; Dothideomycetes; Mycosphaerellales; Mycosphaerellaceae
Source: the annotation of a GenBank genome assembly